This is a messenger RNA of Hemibagrus wyckioides, 1417 nucleotides long. RefSeq names its product eukaryotic translation initiation factor 5A (gene eif5a). The transcript has 4 exons. Gene Ontology annotation, molecular function: RNA binding; translation elongation factor activity; ribosome binding. NCBI's taxonomy places the organism in Eukaryota, Metazoa, Chordata, Actinopteri, Siluriformes, Bagridae. Gene Ontology annotation, biological process: positive regulation of translational elongation; positive regulation of translational termination. The record is from RefSeq and is a predicted model, not a curated record. Bases 43 to 510 code for a protein of 155 amino acids.
UGUUUUUCUGCUCUUUUCAGUGCCCCUUGAUUAGAUCCCACCAUGGCAGAUCCAGAUCUUGAUUUCACCAGUGGAGACGCCGGGGCCUCCGUCACGUACCCGCAGCAGUGCAGCGCUCUGCGCAAAAACGGCUUCGUGCUCCUGAAGGGUCGUCCCUGCAAGAUCGUCGAGAUGUCCACCUCCAAGACCGGAAAGCAUGGCCACGCUAAGGUUCACCUGGUUGGUAUCGACAUUUUCACUAACAAGAAGUAUGAAGAUAUUUGUCCCUCGACCCACAACAUGGACGUGCCCAACAUAAAGAGAAAUGACUUCCAGCUGGUUGACAUUAACGAGGGCUUCCUGUCUCUCAUGAUGGACAACGGUGAUGUGCGUGAAGACCUUCGUGUUCCUGAGGGUGACCUGGGCAAGGAGAUCGAAUCCAAACACAGCGCUGGUGAAGACAUGAUGAUUACUGUGCUCUCAGCGAUGGGUGAAGAGGCUGCGGUCGGCAUCAAGGCCUUUACCAAAUAGUGAGCGUGCGAGAGACAGACGGAGAGAGACUGGGCUGCUCAGGCUGCAACAUGCACCACAUUAAAAUCUCCUGCUUUCUGGUUUUGUUUCUUCACCAAAGCUCUGGCCUUCUCACACAACCUCACAACACCUUACUCUCAUUCUUUUGUUUUUGUUUGUUUUUUUUUGUUUUUUUAACAAUCCCUGUGCCUCCUUCCAGUUACUCUGCUGGACUUUUUUUUUUUUUUUUUUUUUUAAAUUUUGUUCAGUUUUGGCAUUCUCUCGAAUCAGAUUUAUUUUAGGUUUUUUAGGUUAUUGUAUUUUUCAUUCCACUGUGUUUUCCUUCAUGAUGUUGGUCUGGCCAUUUACAUUCCUGAACAUUAAAGCAGGAUCUCUUUGCCAUGUAUAUAUGGCACGUAAGGAUACACACACACAAACAGAUAUACUUAUGAUUAGUUAGCAGAACAGAUGCCUUUCAGUGGAAUAUACGCGCAAUGCAUUUUAAAGAAGGGGGAGAAACGGCCCUCACUGACACGCACCAGGUUUUUUAUUUCUCCCCUCACUGCCUUAAGGGUGCCAUAACUUUUUUUUUUUUUAAAUGAAUUAAUUUAAACAUGGUUCAAUAUCUGCACUAAGGUCCGUUCUCUCAGUUGAUGCCUUUACCCAAAGUGAGACGCGAGUGUCCUGGUAGUUAGCACUUUGUAGUACUUUGAGUACUACUGGAAACACUUUUUUUUUUUUUUUUUUUUUGUUGUUGUUGUUUUAAGUAAAAUCACUAAGACAAAUAACCUUCAGUGGAAUUUCUAAGCGCCGGUCUCCAUUGUGACAUGGACAGAAGGAUGUGAUGGCCAUGUGCGAGUACCUCUGUAACGCAAUAGCAGCCUGCUUCUGGCUGUCAGACAACCUUAAAUAAAGUGUUGAAGCCUGA